AUGUUCAAGCUCGCCGGACGGAAGAAGACGAGCUCGACAGCCUCCGCUCGGACGGCCGACCCGCCGGGCAGCCAGCCCCGCCAGCAGCAUGUCUCCGAGACCUACCCGCCGCCGAUCCCCCACCGCCACUCGCCCCCGGGCCAGCAGCAGUACUCCUCGCUCGGCAUCCGCCACGCCGCGCUCCGGCCGGGCAGUCUGCACGAGCUCGCCCUCUCCGACUCGCCCUCGGCCACCACCACCGACUUCCCCCAUCUCCUAGCCGACGCCGGCCCCACCCCGGCCCCCAGCAGCGCACCCCUCACCCCCACCUCCGCCUCCCAGACCGCCCCCAAACACCUCCUCCACAGCUGGCCCCACCAGGCCGACGCCGACACCCCCACGCCCGCCAACUCGAGUGCCGCCGGGAUCCCCAGGGUGCUCUCCGGCGACGAGCGCCCCGUGGACCCUCCUGCCGGCUCGACUCCUGCGCCCCGCCUGGCCAACGGCAGACACGCCCCCUCUGAGGGGCCCCCGAUCCCCGUCCGCCCCCGGGCUGCCUCCUACCACACCUCGCCCUCGACCGAGCGGCGCGCGCAGGCCCGCCCGCCGCUGCCCCCGCUUCCCCCGGGCAGCCAGCCGGGGACCCCGCACAGCUCGCUCGACUCGCUCGCCUCCGCCGCGGCGUCGCCCGACGAGAAGGACGACCGCUCCGUCCACACCACCGACUCGCGCGCCUACAACCUCUUCAACGCCCUCGACGACCAGCUCGGCACCGGCUAUGCCGUCGCCAGCCGCAAGCGGAACGUCGACUUCCAUGCCGUCUUCAAGUCGAUCCCCGAGGACGACUAUCUCAUCGAAGACUACGGGUGCGCAUUGCAGAGAGACAUCCUCGUCCAAGGACGCCUGUACAUCUCCGAACAGCAUCUAUGCUUCAACGCCAACAUCUUCGGCUGGGUGACCACCCUCGUCAUCCCGUUUUCGGAUGUGGUCACCGUGGAGAAGCGGAUGACGGCGCUGAUCAUCCCGAAUGCGAUCCAAGUGAACACAACCCAGAGCCGGCACACCUUUGCGUCCUUUCUGUCAAGAGAUGCAACCUACGACCUGAUGAGCUCCAUCUGGACCAUCGCCCGGCCCCCCGGGACGGCCCCGACGCACGGGCUGACGCUCGACGUGACCGUGCCGGCAAUCGAGGACUUCAGCGACGGACCGAAGCCCGCGGUGCCCGCCUCCUCCGACUUCUCCUCCUCCUCCUCCUCCUCCGACCCGCCCCCAAAGAUCGACCACCCCCCCACCCAGUGUCAGUGCGCGCCCGACGAGCAUUACAAGGAACUCAUCUGGGACGCCACCUACCCCACCUCGCCCGAGAAGCUGUAUAAUAUCCUGUUCCAGUCCGAUUUCUUGAAGGAUUUCUGGGUCAAUGAGGAGCAUCUCACCGAGAUCGAGGUGGGCGACUGGACGACCUCCCCGGAAGCCAAGUACCCCUCGCGUAACGUCUCCUACAUCCGCCCCGUCACGGCUCCCGUGGGCCCCAAGACGAUCAAGUGUCUGGUGGUUGACGAGCACCGGGCACUCGACUUCGACCAAUACGUCUCCCUGCUCACCACCGUCCGCACCCCCGACGCCCCCGCCGGCGGAUCCUUCUGCGUCCGCACCCUUACUUGCAUCUCCUGGGGCCCCAAUAACUCGUCCAGAUGGCACGUCACCGCCGCCGUCGAAUGGACCAAGGUCAACCGGUUCCUCAAAUCGAUCAUCGAGAGCUCGGCGAUCAGUGGCCAGAAGGCCUACCAAGUCGGCGUCGACCAAGCGCUGCGCAAGCACAUCCAGCUGAGCCAGCCGACCCCGGAGCCACCUCUGGGCGCAGGGGGAGACGGGGACGGCUAUGCCCGGCUCUCCAGCGACGUCGCGUUGACCGUCAAGCAGGCCCUCCACGAGUACUUCCGCGACCACCCCCCGCUGCUCCGUCCGCCCGCUGAACGCCGCGUCGACGAGGCCCCCAGAGCCGACGACGCGGGCCAGGAGGCCGGGGCGCCGGCCACCGACCCCCACGCCGAGAUCGCCCAGAUCGAGGCCCUCCUCCAGUCCCUCGAGGCCCGCAUCCGCAGGGUCAGACUCUCCUUGGUCGCCGACGCCCCCGGCCCUCCUUGA
Puccinia triticina is the source of this 2124-nucleotide messenger RNA. RefSeq lists its product as uncharacterized. NCBI's taxonomy places the organism in Eukaryota, Fungi, Basidiomycota, Pucciniomycetes, Pucciniales, Pucciniaceae. The record is from RefSeq and is a predicted model, not a curated record. Gene Ontology annotation, biological process: intracellular sterol transport. Bases 1 to 2124 code for a protein of 707 amino acids. The transcript is spliced from 10 exons. Gene Ontology annotation, molecular function: sterol transfer activity; sterol binding. Gene Ontology annotation, cellular component: mitochondrion; cortical endoplasmic reticulum; endoplasmic reticulum-plasma membrane contact site.